UCUGGCCCCUCCCUCUCCUCUUCUCCCUCUGCCUUAUAAGCCUGAGCGUGUGUGUAUCGAAGCUCCACUUUUGCUCUGAGCUGUACACAUCAUCUCCGUGGCAACAUGCUGUGGAACCUGCUCGCCCUGACCGCUGCUCUCACAUGUGUGAGUGCUGUUACCACGGUGACACAGAGCCCUGAUGUUCUGACUGUGAGGAGAGGAGAGACGGCCUCCAUGGACUGUAACCUGGGCCUUGUUAAUUCUGCCCGCUGGUACAAACAGAUUCCUGGAGGAGUACCUGUAUAUGUCCUGAGAAUGUUUCACAACUGGGACACUCCAAAAUAUGGUCCUGGGUUUUCAGCUCCUAAAUUCACAUCUAAUCAUCAGUCUCAAACAGAUUAUCGUUUGAUCAUCAAUAAUGUGGAUGGAGUGGAUUCUGCUGUUUAUUACUGUCAUACAUGGGAUGAUUCUGUUAAAGAGCACGUAUCACACACUGUGGUAUUCGGACAAGGCACCAAGCUCAUUGUGAACGAUGUGGCCCCUGCUCCUGUCCUGACUGUGCUCCCCCCCUCCCUCACACAGCUCCAGUCCAGCAGAGUCUCUCUGCUCUGUGUGUCUCAUCAGAGGGGGCCCUUUGCUCAGGUGACCUGGUUGGUUGAUGGGACUCCAGUGAACAGUGGGGUCUGGAGCAGCAGCGCUGUGCAACAACCAGACCAGAGCUUCUACAUGAGCAGCUCUCUGUCCAUCAACACAUGUGACUGGAGCACCCAUAAGGUGUACACAUGUAGGGUGUCUGUGGGCACCCACAGCUCAGAGAGGCACAUCAGCAAAACCCAGUGUUGAGUAGUCUGAGUAGUCCCAGGACCUGGACCUCUGAGUCCUCUCAUACAUGCUAACAUCUAUAAAAAAUAGUGUGCUUGUUGUUCUGUUCUGCCUUUGCAAUUAAUCAAAUUCAAAAUAAAUUCAAGAAUAAAAAAGAUAAGAAGUG
Boleophthalmus pectinirostris (great blue-spotted mudskipper) is the source of this 970-nucleotide messenger RNA. Its product is annotated as immunoglobulin lambda-1 light chain-like. NCBI's taxonomy places the organism in Eukaryota, Metazoa, Chordata, Actinopteri, Gobiiformes, Gobiidae. The record is from RefSeq and is a predicted model, not a curated record. The transcript is spliced from 4 exons. The coding region runs from base 106 to 825 and encodes 239 amino acids.